AGUCGUGGGCGACGGCGGCGGUGCCUCGGACGGUUUCACGGCGCUGCUGGACCUCGUCUCCAAUGAACGGCACCAUGGCCGCGUCCUCCAACAGGAUCAUGCUGGGCCCCCUCGUAGCCGCUAUCGACCAAGGCACAAGCUCCACGCGUUUCUUGGUGUUUAAUGCUAAAACAGCAGAGCUGCUGAGCCACCAUCAAGUCGAGAUUCAGCAAAGUUUUCCUAAAGAGGGCUGGGUGGAAGAAGACCCAAAAGAGAUCCUCCAGUCCGUAUACGAGUGCAUGGACAGAACCUGCGAGAAACUGACUCAACUCAACAUUGACAUCUCCAAUAUCAAAGCCAUUGGUGUUACCAAUCAGCGAGAAACCACACUGGUCUGGGACAAGGAAACGGGCGAGCCACUUUAUAAUGCAAUUGUAUGGCUGGACCUGCGUACACAGUCCACUGUGGAGAGACUCAUUAACAAAACCCCAGGCAGGAACAAAAACCACCUGAAGCAUAAGACAGGCCUUCCCAUUAGCACUUAUUUCAGUGCAGUGAAGCUUCGCUGGCUAAUGGACAAUGUGGAAGAGGUGCAUAAGGCUGUCCUCUCGCACAGGGCCAUGUUUGGUACCGUUGACUCUUGGCUUAUAUGGUGCCUGACUGGGGGAAAGAAGGGAGGUGUCCAUUGUACAGAUGUGACCAAUGCUAGCAGAACGAUGCUCUUCAAUAUUCACACUAUGGAUUGGGAUCCAGAUCUCUGCAACUAUUUUGAUAUACCAAUGGAGAUUCUUCCAAAAGUGAGGAGUUCUUCAGAGAUCUACGGUUUAAUGAAAAUCAGUUCUAGUCUGAAAUCCGGUGCGCUCACUGGUGUUCCUAUAUCAGGGUGUCUGGGGGACCAAUCAGCUGCUCUUGUAGGACAGAUGUGUUUUCAAGAUGGCCAGGCCAAAAAUACUUAUGGGACAGGCUGUUUCCUCCUAAGAAACACAGGGACAAAGCCAGUGAUGUCAGACCAUGGCCUGUUAACAACAGUGGCGUACAAACUGGGUCGAGACAAGCCAGCCUGCUAUGCACUGGAGGGUUCGGUUGCCAUAGCCGGGGCAGUCGUGCGUUGGUUGAAAGAUAACCUUGGGAUUAUCCAGACUUCUACAGAGCUAGAGAAACUGGCUGCUGGUGUUGGCACGUCAUACGGUUGCUACUUUGUCCCUGCGUUUUCCGGACUGUAUGCCCCCUACUGGGAACCCAGCGCUAGAGGAAUCAUCUGUGGUCUGACUCAGUUCACGAACAAGAGUCACUUGGCCUUUGCUGCCCUUGAAGCAGUCUGCUUUCAGACACGAGAGAUCCUGGAUGCAAUGAAUCAGGACAGUGGGAUUCCUCUCAAUCAGCUGCAGGUUGAUGGAGGCAUGACCUCUAACAGGCUCCUCAUGCAGCUACAGGCAGAUAUACUCUGCAUUCCAGUAGUGAAGCCGUCCAUGCCAGAGACCACUGCUCUAGGAGCAGCUAUGGCAGCGGGAGCAGCAGAAGGGGUCAGUGUUUGGAGUCUGAGCCCUGACGACCUUACAGAGGUCACCUCAGAGAAAUUUGAACCCCAGAUCAACCCAGAGGAGAGUGAAUUCAGAUACGCUCGCUGGAAGAAGGCUGUCCAGAAAGCCAUGAACUGGGAGACCACAGAACCAAUCAUGAACGGAAAUGAGGAGUCUAGUAUCUUCAGUAGUGUUCCACUGGGCUUUUACAUUCUCGGUAGCAUGUUAAUGUUAAUUGGAGCAAAAUACAUUGCAGGCCACAAGUAGAUUUCCGGAAGCCUCUUCCGUAUUGGAGAAUAACAGAAAAUGACGGGGUCUUGGGCACGUCCUUCUUCAACUCAGACAAUGGUCCAGUGUCCGGCCACAAUGGCAUGCAGUUCCCCCACGGACAUUCCAGCUGUAACAACUAAGCUGCCAGACGAGUUUCCAGCAGCAGACACUUUCUCCCAACCUCAUUUGCCAAGGAAUAUCUGGCAAGCUAAGCACUUUUGAGGUUGUGAGAGUUACAAAUUGUGGAAUCGUAGUGUUGGGCACCUGCAAAGCAUUGUUGUUCUCUUCCUGCAUGACAGAGCUGUGGAUCCUCUUCUCUUCAUAGGUCCCCUGUUCAUUGUAAAUUCGUGCUUUGGCUGUAUUGUAAAUUCUACAGGACCAUCGAUGUUUCAUCAGCUUUUUAUUGUGCCACUUGGUCUUCACUGAAUAGCUUUCUGGUUGGAGGAAAACAGUAGUAAUCUUCUUGGUUUUCAUGGUGUGGUUCAGCUUUGGUCACCACUUGCAUUUCAAGGUGGCAACCAUUAGAGUAGGGCCUGACCGAUACACUGGCUGGCUGAAGAGGUAGAGGAAUAUAUAACACAAAAAAUAUAACAUUUUCACAGUGCAUAACAUGCUUUACAAUAUCCCAUUUAAAACACUAUAAUCAAACUAUUAACACAAUGUUUUAUGUACUGCACUGCACUAAAUCGAACUAAACCUGAUAAUGGCCUCUUUGUAAUGGAACAUGCAGUUGUUCGUUGUCCGUUAAGUACUGUUGAUAUCCACAGUAUGCUGAGAAAAGAACAUUGUGAUGUAAUUUAUCACUGUAAUGACUGAGGUCAUAUUGCCCGCCCCAGUUGACUAAUAACGUCUGCCGAUAUUAAGGUUCCACAGACUUGUUAGUAUUGGCAAUGUUUCUGCUGAUAAAGCACAGAUAAUUACUGUUUCUUCUUGUAUUAUAAAUGAACUUCUUACAUGACGGGAAUGGUCAGGUCACUUUUGCGGACUUAAUGGAUUAUUGCUCACAUGACUGUGACCAAACCAUCACGAGCCGUCUUUAUUGCAGCCUAACCUUUAGCAUGAGAAUAACUGUCCUCUAUGAAGAGAACUGAUGGAAAAAUAAGAGAACAUCAACAGAAACCAAAACUGCAAUUUUAGUUUCGGUAUCAGUCACAACAUUUUCUUAUCGGUUGGGCCCUACAUUUGCCAUUUUUCAUGACUCUGUCUGAGAAACAGCCCAAGAUUUUGGAGCACUUUACUAUGAGGUAUGUUGUGUAGUUUAUGUAUGCACUGUAGGCGACUGUGAAAGAUUUUUUUUUAAAGAAUUUUAUAUAACAGUUUUACCUACUGACAAAGCUGUGUAGUGAUGCUAACGAGAAAACUGUGCACAAGGGGGCCAUUAGAGUAACCUGACCCAAAUCACUGUGGAUCAUAAGGCAGAAAAAAGCCCUUCUGCACUGAUCUAGGACCAGCUGCCCCAGCUUAAUCAAGACCAUUUAUACAAAUAGCAGUAAAACUGUUCCCAGGUCAUGAGCCAGAUUCUGUCAACACUUUAACUGUCAAGAUGGCUCAUACUUUUGUUUUAAUGUAUAAACCAUGCUAGAGGAAGCAAAGACAAUGUACUGUUUUGGUAUUUUUGGUCAAUGUCAUCUACUUUCUGUAACAAGGUGCCAAGAACAAGUGCAGACACAAAGUACAGUUUUCUACCAGUCUACUAAUGAUAGCUUUAGUUUAGCAUUAUACAAGAUGGGAAACAUCAGUAAGGUUUGGGUUCAACUUUUAACACUGCACGCUGCAUUAAUUGGUAGGCUCAUAUUGUAAGUCCCAUGCUAUUUGUGCCUCUUGUACAUCCUUUUUUGCUGUUUUUUUGUUCAUUUUUUCAAAUUGCUAGCUCUGU
This is a messenger RNA of Colossoma macropomum (tambaqui), 3645 nucleotides long. RefSeq names its product glycerol kinase (gene gk). The record is from RefSeq and is a predicted model, not a curated record. The transcript has 21 exons. Bases 63 to 1766 code for a protein of 567 amino acids. Gene Ontology annotation, cellular component: mitochondrion. Gene Ontology annotation, molecular function: glycerol kinase activity. Gene Ontology annotation, biological process: glycerol metabolic process; glycerol-3-phosphate biosynthetic process; triglyceride metabolic process. NCBI's taxonomy places the organism in Eukaryota, Metazoa, Chordata, Actinopteri, Characiformes, Serrasalmidae.